AUGAAAGAAUCAAAUAAUGAGGAAGCAAGUGCUUUAAUAACUGAAAAUGAAAAAGGUGAGCAUAAUGAGAAUUGUGUGGGGAUAAACAAUGGUGAUAUGAUGGAUAACAGUAGUGGUAAUAUAAGUGAUGCAAAUAUAAAAGAGUUUAACUCUAAAAAUAGUAAUGUUAAUAAUAAUUAUUUAAAUAACGAAGAUAAUGAUAAUAAUAAUCAAUGUAAUAAUAAUUUAUUAAAUACAAUGAGUGAUGAAUUUACUAUUAAUAAUAAAGAAUUAUAUAAUAGUAACAGUGAUAUAUAUUUAGAUUAUAAAAAUCAAAAAGUGACAAAUGUGAGUUUAAAUGAUGAAUCAUUUUUAAAAAAUGUAGAUAAUAUGCGAACCUUUGAAAGAGGUAUAGUAUAUUUAUCGGAAGAAGAGUAUAUAUACAUGUCAAAUAAAAUCAAAUUAUUAGGAUUUCGAUUUAUUGAAAUUCCUUGUGCAAAACCAAAAACAGAAAAAAGAAAUACAUUUAGUGCUAUAUCAAAAAGGCAUUUAAAUGAAAUAAAAAAUUUACACUGCUCAUUAUCAAAUAGUAUAUAUGAUGCAGGUAAAAGAAAGUCAAAAAAAUCAUAUGAUAAAUUUUAUUCAAAAGAUGAAUUUAGUAGUAGUACAGCUACUAAAGAAAAUGUAAACGAUAUACACAAAUAUAAUGAUAAUAAUAAUAACAGCACCGUUAGUAGUAUCGAUCAUGUUAUUGGCGGUAAAUCAAAUGCUAAUUUGGGUGGAAAAAAAAAAUUUCCAAGUAAUAGCUUAUCAAAUGUUAAUGUAAAAUCGAGUGAUAAUAUAAACUAUGGCCACAAUAAUAGGAGUCAUAGUAUGCUAAAAAAAGGUGAAACAUGGGAUGGUGAUAGAAACAAUAAUAACAAAUUAAAUAACAGUAGUAAUGUUAGCAAUUCUAAUAAAGGAAAGGGAAAGCUUUCUAAAUGCACUACCCUUGGUAGUGGUAAGAGGCAAAUGAGCUCUUCUUUCACAGGAGGAAAAGAAUCACUAAAAAAGAAAGCAAAACAUAAUAAUUAUUAUGAAGAUAACAAUACUAUAGAUGAAUAUGAAGAACAUCGAAGAACAUAUAGGAAAAGAAUUUAUAAAUGUCAAAAUGCUUGGAAAAAUAAUUGUUUUAAAAUAAUACAUAAAUUAAAAAAAAAAGAAAUGAGUUGCUGGUUUUUAAAACCAGUAAAUCCAGAAUUAGAUGGAAUACCAAACUAUUAUAAUAUUAUAAAAAAUCCAAUGGAUUUUGAAACAAUAGAAAAUAAAUUAUUGAAUGAUAAAUAUAUUAGCCCUUUUCAAUGGCAACAAGAUGUUAGACAAAUUUUUUAUAAUGCAUUUACAUAUCACAAAGUUAAAAAUUGUGUGUGGAAUGAUGCUUAUAAAUUAGCAAAAGAAUUUGAUCGAUUACUUAACGAAGAAAAUAAAAUGAAAAAUAUACAUAUGGAAUAUACUAGAAGCACAAACUCAGUACUAUUUGAUAUGAAAAAAUAUAAUGAAAUUUUAAUUAAUAAAAAUAAUAAUUAUGAUAGUGAUAGUAGUACUUAUAGUAGUGACUAUAGUAGUGAUGAUGGAGAUGCAAGCUCAGAUUAUGUAACAAGUAAUAAUAAUAAAAAAGCUAGCAUUCAUAAUAAAAUGAAUCGAAAUAAUUAUAAAAAAAGAGGAAGUACAGCAAUAGGUGGAAUGAAUAAUAGUAGUUUAUCUAUAAAUCAUUUAUCAUCAGGUAGCCAAAUGUACUCAUCUCACAAUAAAAAGGGAUUAUCAGCAGAUCUAGCAGAUCAUAAAAUGUAUAAAUCAAGUAGAAUGGGAUCAAAUGAUAUGGAUUCGAUGAAAAAUAUUCGUGAUGGUAAAUUUAUGGGAAAUAAAAAAGAUAAAUUGCUCGGUAAAUAUGACAAUAAUAAUUUAAAUAGUAAUAAUAGCAAUACGAGUUGUUACAAUAAUAGCAAUUCUAUUGAUUUUGAACCCCCAAGUAUGGGAACAAUACCUGAGCCCCCAGGUAUUCAAAAAAUUGGAGUUAAUGACAAAGGGUUAAAUAAUUAUCAAGUUAAUCUUCUUUUUAAAAACAUGAGAAGAUUAGCACCUAACCAAAGAAGAGCAGCAUUAGAAAUUAUACAAGAUGAUUUAGGAAUAUUAGCAGAAAAUCAUAUGUUUGAUAGAUUUUUUACAUUUGAUACAGAGUUAUUAUCUAUUGAAAAACAAAAAAGAAUAUUUUUGUAUAUAAAUCAUAUGGGAAGAAUUAAUUUGGAGCAAUUUAAAGCUUCACGAAUUUCUUCUGAACAUAUGCCUAAUUGUAAUAAUAAUAUAUCUAGAGGAAAAAUGAUGAUGCAAAUGAAAAAUGGUAAUAAUAAAAAUUAUAUGAACAGUAAUAAUAAUGGUGGGCAUUAUGAUAAAAGAAGAGGAAAUAGAUAUAUAUCAUCAUCUUCUAAUUCAUCUGACACAUCGUCAUCUAAUUCAUCAGAUUCGUCUACGUUUUCAACGUCAAGCGAUGAUAGUGAAUCCGAUAGCGAGUCAGAUAUGGAUUUUGAUUCAUAUGAUAAUAAAAAAAAAAAAUUAAAAGGGCAAUUUUCAAAUGAUAAAAAAAAAGAAGUCACAAAUAAAUUUUUUGAUAACAAACGAAAAUCAUUGCCACAAUACAAACCUGUUGAUGAAAAAAAAAAAAGUUUAGAAAUUCGAGAAGAUGUAAUGGGAACACAUGCUGAUUUUUUAGGAUCAAUGGAUACCCCAAAAAAUCAAAAAAAAAAUAUAAAAAAAAAUCAUAAAAACUCAGGCACUGCUUGGCCCGAAUGGAAAGGUCAAGUCAUUCAACAGGCUAUUCUCACACAACGACAAACGAAUGUUCCCAUAAAUAAGAAGGAAUUAAUAGCUGAAGGUUAUGAUGCAAAAAUUUAG
Molecule: messenger RNA, 2907 nt
Organism: Plasmodium vinckei vinckei
Lineage: Eukaryota; Apicomplexa; Aconoidasida; Haemosporida; Plasmodiidae
Product: bromodomain protein 2, putative
Exons: 1
Coding region: 1-2907 (968 amino acids)
Molecular function (GO): protein binding
Source: RefSeq, a predicted model, not a curated record